AUGUGUCACUCUCGCACCUCCCACUACGCCAGCCAACAAUCCAAAGUCUCAGGCUACAGUACGGGCCACUCUCGCUCCUCCAGCAUCACGGAGCUCGGCCACCGCAGGAACCACUCGAUUGGAAGCACGUCCACCGGGAUCGGCAGCCUCCCGGAGCCGAGCGAGGACCGAGAGACCAGGACCUGCCCAGUUCUCCCUGAGCACCCGGCCUCACCCAGCAGCGCGGCCAGCUCCUCCCCCAUCCACACCGCCUCGUCCUGCGAGCGCCUCAACAGACACCUUGUGAAGCAGGAUUCCAUGGAGUCUCAGUUGAAGCGAAUGGAUGACACCAGAGUGGACGCAGACGACGUGGUGGAGAAGAUCCUCCAGAGUCAAGACUUCACCCCGAGUUUAUUAGACUCCAGCGCAGAAGAGGAGGGACUACGUCUGUUCGUCGGCCCAGGAGGAAGCACUGCCCUGGGGAGCCACCACCUGCCCACCAGGGUUGGAGCUGGAGCCUAUGAACAAGUCGUCAUGAAACGCUGA
This is a messenger RNA of Knipowitschia caucasica, 525 nucleotides long. Lineage: Eukaryota; Metazoa; Chordata; Actinopteri; Gobiiformes; Gobiidae. The record is from the annotation of a GenBank genome assembly.